This is a messenger RNA of Rhopilema esculentum, 1314 nucleotides long. Its product is annotated as deubiquitinase OTUD6B. NCBI's taxonomy places the organism in Eukaryota, Metazoa, Cnidaria, Scyphozoa, Rhizostomeae, Rhizostomatidae. The record is from RefSeq and is a predicted model, not a curated record. Gene Ontology annotation, molecular function: cysteine-type deubiquitinase activity. Gene Ontology annotation, biological process: protein deubiquitination.
UGGAGGCUACAUGGCCUAACCAUUAGAAUUAAAUAUUGUUGUAGAAAGCAAGCAAUCAAAAUGAAGUUAUGUUCUACGUAGCAGCAAUUGAACGUUUAAUUUAAAGUAAAGGAUGACCUGAAAUUUUAGGAAGGCUUCUUAGGAAUUUUAGGAUUUAAAGAGGCAGUCGAUCAAAUGCAUUAGAAAUGGAAGAUCUCAAGUCAAGGCAAAAACUAGAAUUGAAAGAGCUUCAAGCUAAAACCCAGAAUAUGAAGCAUUCUGUGCCAAAAGGAGACAAGAAAAGAAAAAAACAAAUGAUGGCUGAAAUUGCUUUAUUAGAGGCAGAAUUGCAAGAAAAGCAUCAAAAAGAAAUUUCUGACUUAAAUCAGGCAGGCAAUAAACAAGAAACAAAUGACCUAUGUGAACCACUCAGUGAGAUAAACAUCUGCAGGGAAGAAGCCCCUCCAAAGCGUAUCAGUAAAGCACAGAAAAGACGUGAGCGAAAAGAGGAGGAAGAGAAAGAAAGGCAAAAAAGGUUAGAAGCAGCAGAAGAAGAAAACGUGAAUAGUGCCAGAAAUGUAGAAUCAAACAGACUAAAGAAAAUCGUUGCACAGAAUGGAUUGCGCAUCAAAGAGAUCGCUCCAGAUGGAAACUGCUUGUACAAUGCAAUAGCUGAUCAGCUAUCGGGAAUGGAAGCCAAUUAUGAAUGGAAGAGUCUACGCGCAAUGGCAGCAAACAAGUUAAGAGCUGACAGGGACCACUUUAUUCCAUUCAUGGCAAAUGUGACAACAGGGGAGCCAUUUACCGAGGAUGAUUUUGAGAAUUAUUGUAACGACGUUGAGAAUACAAAUGCAUGGGGUGGGCAAAUAGAGAUUCAGGCACUUUCAACUAUUCUUGGCUUGUCAGUAGAAAUCUUCCAAGCAGAUUCACCAGUUUUAAAGAUCGGAAACAACUGUCAAGGGAAAGCCAUUCGCCUCUCCUACCACAAACAUGCUUAUGGUUUGGGUGAGCAUUACAACUCCUUGGUUGCCAUUGAAGAGUAGAAAUCGCAAAAUAAACAAAAUCAUUCACAUACUAAAUCAGUCUUAUUUCUGUUACAUAAAGAAGUAACUAAAUCCUAGAAACCUUGAAGACUGUAACAUACGAAAUCAAAUGGCUUCUCCCCUUCAAAUAAUCCCCAUAUCGAGAAAAUAGAAAUUGUUAAUAAGCCCCACAACCCUCAUAUGAUUAAAGAAACACCAAUAAGCCCCUGCCCUCAACUGCAGCAUAUUCAUUUUUACAUCUUGAUUAGUUUCCAAAAGGGUUAUUGAUCAACAAAUGAAAAGAACUUUAAAA